Rosa rugosa (rugosa rose) is the source of this 1122-nucleotide messenger RNA. RefSeq names its product transcription factor bHLH140-like. The transcript has 3 exons. Bases 112 to 1014 code for a protein of 300 amino acids. The record is from RefSeq and is a predicted model, not a curated record. Lineage: Eukaryota; Viridiplantae; Streptophyta; Magnoliopsida; Rosales; Rosaceae.
GCUCCGGGUAGCCAAGCACCGCCAGUAGGUGGGAGAAAGGAAAGGUUCAGUUUAACCCCUCAAUUUGAAAAUUAAAAUUGGAAGUGGCAGAGGUUUUGAGGGUUUGAAAUUAUGGACAUGGAUGUUGAUGAACCAACCAAAGGCGAAGAAGAAAAGAAAGGAAAGCCCAUAAUCGUAGUAUUGAUGGGUGCACCCGGUAGCGGCAAGUCCACAUUCUGCGAACAAGUCAUGGGCUCCUCUGUUCGUCCCUGGGUCCGGGUCUGCCAGGAUACCAUCAAGAAUGGGAAAGCCGGUACGAAAGCUCAGUGUAUAGAGAGUGCGAGGAGUACAUUGAGGGAAGGAAAGAGUGUGUUUAUAGACAGAUGCAAUCUAGAGAAAGAGCAAAGAUAUGAGUUUGUGAAGCUUGGUGGUCCUCAAGUGGAUGUUCAUGCUGUGGUGCUUGAUCUUCCUGCUAAGCUUUGUAUCUCGCGGUCGGUGAAGCGAACUGGCCAUGAGGGGAACUUGCAAGGUGGAAAAGCUGCGGCUGUUGUGAAUAGAAUGCUGCAGAAGAAAGAAUUGCCGAAUCUGAGCGAAGGAUUUGGCAGGAUCACUUUUUGCCAGAAUGAGAGUGAUGUUGAAUCUGCCAUUCAUACAUAUAGUGGACUCGGUCCGUUGGAUACACUACCCCAUGGCACUUUUGGCCAGAAGAACCCGGGUGCAAAAGCUCAACUUGGUAUAAUGAAAUUCCUAAAGAAAACAGAUGCUCCUGCUAAUACUGAAUCGACUUCGAACAAGGUUCUGGAUUCCAUUGCUUUUCAAAUUACUGGGGUAAGGGAUACCAGUUAUAAAGGAACAGGUUUGUUUACUGAAAGAGGUAGUAUUUUUCGUGAAGGGAAUAAAGUUGCAGAUGGAUUGGCUAAUCAUGGUACGUCAUUAACUCAACUAGUGUGGUGGGGUGUGCCUCAUUCUUUUAUUUUGUCCUAUUGUAAUAGUGACAUUAUGGGUCUUCCUCACGGUUUUGCUAGGUUUGUUUAAUUGUUAGUUUGCUUCGAGAGGUUUUGGUUUUAUCCCCUUGUCUUGUUAUCUACUUUUUCUUUGAUUAAUUCAUUAGAGUGUUAGGGAGGUUACUCCUCUCUUUCACUC